UCCUCCUGUGAGGACAUGCCCCACAGAGCUCAGGACCUCCAACUGUGGACCAGCUUGGAUCUUUUCUCUCUAGACUCCAGAGACGGAGGAACUGCUUCUUCUCUUUGAAGCUGAUUGUAAUUCAGGAAUCUGUAAGAUGCCGUUGCCCCGUUCCCUGUCCAUGACGUCCCUGAGCGGGCUGCUGCCGGCUUGGGAGGAGGACGAGCUUCCCGUGGAAGACCUGCUGCUGUUUGAAGUGGCCUGGGAGGUCACCAACAAGAUUGGAGGCAUUUAUACGGUCAUCCAAUCCAAGGCGAAGAUCACAGUUGAUGAAUGGGGGGAGAACUUCUACAUGAUGGGGCCGUACUUUGAGCACAACUUUAAGACUCAGGUGGAAGGUUGUGAUCCGCCUAACGCUGCUGUCAGGAAGGCCAUGGAUGCUCUGAUUCACAAUGGCUGCCAGGUUCACUUUGGCCGCUGGCUGAUUGAGGGUAGCCCCUUCGUGAUUCUGUUUGACAUCAACUCAGCUGCAUGGAAUCUGGACCGCUGGAAGGGGGACCUGUGGGAGGCCUGCCACAUCGGCUUGCCGUUUCAUGACAGAGAGGCCAACGACUCCCUCAUCCUGGGCUCCUUGAUCGCCUGGUUCUUCAAAGAGUUAACAGACCACCUUGGAGACAAGCCCAACGUCAUUGCCCACUUCCAUGAGUGGCAGGCAGGCCCUGGUCUCGUUUUGUCUCGGACCCGGAAGAUUCCCAUGGCCACGGUCUUCACCACACAUGCCACUCUGCUGGGAAGAUAUCUUUGUGCUGGAAAUGCGGACUUUUACAACAACCUGGAUAAGUUCAAUGUUGACAAAGAGGCAGGACAAAGGCAGAUCUACCAUCGAUACUGCCUGGAGCGAGCAGCAGUGCACUGUGCUCAUGUCUUCACCACCGUGUCCCAGAUCACCGCUGUGGAAGCCAACCACAUGCUGCACAGGAAACCAGAUGUGGUGACACCAAAUGGGCUGAAUGUGAAAAAAUUCUCAGCCAUGCAUGAGUUUCAGAACCUGCACUCCACCAGUAAGACCCGCAUCCAGGAAUUUGUCCGUGGACACUUCUAUGGGCAUCUUGACUUCAACUUAGAUAAAACCCUGUUCUUUUUCAUCGCUGGACGCUACGAGUUCUCCAACAAAGGAGCUGAUAUCUUCCUUGAAUCGCUGUCCAGACUCAACUAUUUGCUGCGGGUUCACAAAAAUGAUGUGACAGUGGUAGUUUUCUUCAUCAUGCCGGCUAAAACCAACAACUUCAACGUGGAGUCACUAAAGGGCCAAGCAGUCCGCAAACAGCUGUGGGACACAGCACACACUGUAAAGGAGAAGUUUGGUACGAAGCUCUACGAUGCUUUGCUGAAAGGGCAGAUGCCUGACAUGAACUCCAUUCUGGACCGAGAUGACUUCACUAUUAUGAAAAGAGCCAUCUUUGCCACUCAGAGACAGAGUCUUCCUCCGGUGACCACGCACAACAUGCUGGAGGAUGCCACAGAUCCCAUCCUGUCCAGUGUCAGACGCACCGGCCUCUUUAACUCUAGGAAUGACCGUGUGAAGAUCAUCUUCCACCCUGAGUUUCUGUCCUCCACAAGUCCUCUGUUACCGAUGGACUAUGAGGACUUUGUCCGCGGCUGUAACCUUGGAGUGUUUCCUUCCUACUAUGAACCAUGGGGAUAUACACCUGGUGAGUGUACUGUUAUGGGCAUUCCCAGUGUGACCACCAACCUGUCAGGUUUUGGCUGUUUUAUGGAGGAGCAUGUGUCAGACCCUGCAGCCUACGGUAUUUACAUUGUUGACCGACGGUUCCGAUCACCUGAAGAGUCGUGUAACCAGCUGACCCAGUUUAUGUUCAGCUUUUGCCAGCAGUCUCGGCGUCAGCGCAUUAUCCAGCGGAACCGCACUGAGAGGCUGUCCGAUCUGCUGGACUGGAGAUACCUUGGAAGGUUCUACAUAUACGCACGCCAUCUGGCUCUCAGCAGGAGUUUUCCAGACAAGUUCAACAUGGAUCCCAAAGCUCCUCUGAAGACGGAGGGUUUCCGUUACCCUCGACCCUCCUCCGUGCCCCCCUCUCCCUCUGCUUCCCUCCACUCCACUCCCCACCACAGUGAUGCAGAGGAUGAUGAUGACGAUGAACCAUAUAAUGAAGAUGAGGAGGCUGAGAGGGACCGGCUGAACAUCAAGACUCCGUUUGUUCUGGGAGACGUUCCGGAGGGCAAGAAGAAGCAGCCUGGAGAGUCAGGAAACUGAACCUGAGCAGGAGCAGCUGUUCUCAGUCCGCUGGCCUGGGGGACACCUCCGUCCCUCCCAUGAAAUAAAUCUACAAGUGUCUCCGCGUCCUCUGAAAAUCAGGGUUCUAUCAACAUUUGAAGAGCUGAAACUGGUUUAACAGAAUCGGUAAACAUGAACCCAUAGACGAGGAGAAAGGUCACGCCUGAUUCACGACUCUAAUUAGUGAUUAAAUAUUGGAUUUGAUGCCACAAGCA
Nothobranchius furzeri (turquoise killifish) is the source of this 2490-nucleotide messenger RNA. RefSeq names its product glycogen synthase 2 (gene gys2). Gene Ontology annotation, molecular function: alpha-1,4-glucan glucosyltransferase (UDP-glucose donor) activity. Lineage: Eukaryota; Metazoa; Chordata; Actinopteri; Cyprinodontiformes; Nothobranchiidae. The record is from RefSeq and is a predicted model, not a curated record. Gene Ontology annotation, biological process: glycogen biosynthetic process. Gene Ontology annotation, cellular component: cytoplasm.